CGCAUAGCUAAACUGGUAAAACUCUUGAGGGACUCUCGACCGGAAAGUGUGAGGUCCCGUGUUUGAGUCCGCCAUCGCUUAAACGUUGUAUGCGUGAGAUGUUCCUGGGUUAUAAAAAAAUAUACAUACUAUACAGUAUACACGCAUAUACUACUCUUAUCCACCCAUGUGAUACAGACAUAUAUAUAUAUAUAUAUGGUGGCUUCUAUGGUACCCCGGGUGAAAUCCGGGGUGCCGCAUACCUCGAGUAUGGAAACUCUAUCUAGACCUCGAAUUACCAGAAUUUUUGUGUCUGAUAUUAUACCCUAACCCUUAAUGAGUGAACCCUAGGUCAUAAUUAUCUAAAUCAUAAUCUAUAAACCCUAAGAUGGUGCAUUCCUUUUUGUGCCUAUAUUUGGAUGAAUCAUAACUGUCGAUUAUUAUUUCUAAUUAAAUUGAUCUUGGAGUAUAAGAUUGGGAGAGUUAACACCUAGAUUUUGAUCUUUAAGUGUUAGAGUAUAGUAUCAUGUCCGAAAGAUCGGUCAAUUCAAGGUCUAGAUAGUGUUUUCAUACUCAAGGUAUGCGGUACCCCGGAUUUCACCCAGGGUACCAUAGAACUCGCCAUAUAUAUAUAUAUAUAUACACUACUCCAUUGUACCAGUUGCACGUAAAAUAUAUGUUCAUUGAUUUUUAUCAAAAGGAUAAGGACAUUGGUCAUUUAUCGUACUUGUUGUACGCCAACAUUUAACAUACUCAUUGUACGUUGAAAUUACAUUGAUUUAUAUCAAGCAUCACAUGUGACGAUCAUAUCCUAAAGAUUUUUAUGACAAAGUAUUUAUGGGCUUACACAUAGUGGGAUCCAGAGAUUUGAUUGUAUGCCCAUUUGAUAUGAUGAUUUUUGGAAUAUUGCUUAUAAGAUGAUCCAAUGAAGUUGUUAGUAGGUUAUGGACUAGUCGCAAUAUUCCGAUGUAUAGAGUAUUUAUCCCAAACUUUUAUCGCGAGUAAACGAUGAUGUGUAUACUUUAUUGGUAAUUUACUAUUAGUCUCCAUUCUUUAUAUAUUUGGGAAAGAAUGCUAAAACUUUGCAAGUUUUAUCUUUUGGUCCCUCGACUUUUAUAUGCAUAUUCAUAUAUGAUUUAAAAGGUUAUUAAUGUUGGUAUCUAAGUUUUAAAUUUAUUUUCACUUGUAAGUAAGAAGCAUUUUCCUAGUCAAAGACUUUCUCGGUUGGAAAGAUAAAUGUGCUCAACAUACAAUUAUAGUAUUUUGUUCGACACACAAAUAAGUAUUUAAAACUUGGAUUUAUUGAUACAAGGUAAUACUUAAAUUUCAUUUUAUUGAUAGAAUUCAUACAUCAUACAUGAUAAGUUAUCUAAGUCUCCUUUUCAUACUACCAAACAUGGAUUGAACAAGAGAAAUUUAAUCACGCUUACGAUUCUGAUGCUUUACUUCCUCGAGAAAGUGCUUUUGGUCAGGAUCAUCUAAUUGAGAGGAGCGUGCAGUUAAAAGGAGAAUUGCCACAAAGAAGAGGAAAAUCAAUCCAUCUAUGAUCUUUUUGGGAACAUUUCUUCACUCAUUACUUCACUCAAACUCGAUAAGAUCCUUGAAGCGACUUAUGAAGAGAAGAGUUCCCAAGAAGGGAAGAAAGAUUAUGCAAUUGAGAGAUGAUGAAUGGUUUUUCAGAGUUGAGUAGAAUUACAUUAAGAGAAAGAUUGUUGUUUUAUAGUCGAAAAGGGGGGAAAGAUAAGGAUGUUGAUGGGGUACAUUUUGCAUAAUGUUGAGAAGAUCAUUGUUUCAGUUUGAAAUUUGGAAAGAAACAAAAGAGGUAGUGUAUUAAGUUGGUCGAAAUUACCCAUAAAAUGCCACAAGGGUGAUUAAUAUUAUCAGGAGACAACACUAAGAUAUUAUUUUAUAUGUUGUAUCCAAUAAUUUUAUAUUGGAACAGUAAUGUGACGUUAAACAAAACCAACAUAAAUUACCAAAAGCAUAAAUAUCAAAUAUUGUGAUAUGGUGUAUUAAACAUUUUUCUUUUGGUGAAUCAAAAAGGAAUAGGGUUCGAAAUAUGGCGUCAAUGGGGCACGAAUGACACGCUAAAACGCAACACCAAACUGCGACCAAGUAUAAUCGCAGUCCGGAAAUGAAGUAAAGUGGCAAGUUCUAAUUAUCAACCCAGGGUCUAGAUCUACUGCUUACUCCGUGUAUAUCUGUUAUCUAGCAAACUAAGUUGAGUGAUUGUUGAUUUAGGUAAAAGCAGUAAGAAAGCAGGAAAUGGUUCGGUUUUCUAAAGCAAAGGAAGAGUCACUCGGGAAUGAGUCCCCUAGCUCCUUAGUUAGGUCACAGUUGUAAUUACUAUUGGUUGCUUUACUGCUGAUUAUACUGUGGAAGAUACGACAGUAGUUUGGAAUCUCUUAAGCUGACCAAGCCCUCUCAGUCAAACUACCCGGCAGACGACUAGUCUUCACCGGGAUAGAAUGCUGAGGCAAUGAACACAGAAUUCCAUUACUGGAAUUAGAUUCCAGCACAAAGCAAUGAAUCGAAUAACUCUCUUAUAAUCGAUUCACUACUACCGAUUGAAGAAGCUCUAACAACCUAAUCAGAUUCUAUCUAUCUCAGGUUGCAGCAGAAAUUAAUAAAAGGUGAUUAGACUUCAAUUGACUCAAUCAAAACACUUCAAUCGAUUAUAUUCAAGCAACAUCACAAUCCAAACGUAAUUACAAUCAAGAUUCCUAACACAUGGAACUAGGGUUCUUCAUACCCAAGUGAGAGAAAGUUCUACUCCAUAGAGAGAGAGAGAAAAACAGAAAUCAGAGUAGUCAUACUCAUAAUGAUGAGGAAAAUCUGCUAUGGGAUGUAAACUUCACUCCUAGGGAUGCAAUAUGGGCUUCAAUGGUGAGAAAUCCACUCCAAAUAGCUCCUAGGGUUUGUUCUUUGCACUUUCUCUCUCUAAAACUCCGUUUUUGCUCCAAAAAGUCGACUCCCUCUCCUUAGGCUCGAAUCUGCCUCAAAAACCUGAUCUUGGGCAAAACACGGUCGAGGGCACGGCCGUGUUUUGCUUUUGCACGUCCGUGCCUUUGCCACGUGUUAAAAACACGCCUGCGUCGCUCAAAACAUGGUUCUGCCUAAAGAGGGACACGGCCGUGUUUUUACUCACUUUCGCCCGUGUUUUGGACAUGGCAGGAGCUCCCUUCGACCCAGCCUCGGCAUAAAUAACACGGCCGGGGACACGGUCGUGUUCUUCUUUAGGCCAGCCCGUGUUUUGCUUUUCCAUCUGUUCAACUCUCGCACAUAAAAACACUGGGGUGCUCGUUUGUGUACACGGCCGUGUUUAUCAGGCCUCCUGCCCGUGUUUUGCUCCCAGCUCGACCGAAUGACCUCCAUAUGCCCCGAAUCUCAUGCUUGGCCUUUCCUUCAACGUUUGGGACCUGAAAUAUGACAAAGUAGCACAACCCAGCGUAAAAAGGCCCAAAAAUACACGAAUACUAGCCGCAAACGGAUAAGAACUAAGGGUGCAAACAUGUGCAAAUACAUCGUUAUCAACGAACCUGCAACAUACCAAUUGAGGUCAAAGAGUCGUGCCACUUCGAUCGCGUCCCCUUUUGGUAUCCUUAUUCUUAAUGCCUUGCAUAAAAUAUGUCAUUGUGUUGAAUUCUACUCGUAGUUAAUCCUUCUUCCUGAAGCAAAAGGUAAUCAAACAACCCAUAAACCUGGAGUUUACGUAUGUUGUAAAUUGAUAUAUUGACAUGGCCGGUUGGACCAUCCCGGCUAAAUUUUGAUGCAAAAUAUAAUCGAGGAUUUGUAUAAAUCGUUAGUGAGAAUAUAAGCAAAAUUUCACAAUGAAAGAUUUUUCUUGUGCCGCUUAUUCUCAAGGAAAGUUGAUUAUGAUAUCACCAAUGAAUGUAAUAAGUGAGUUGGUAUAUGCACUGUGAAAUUAUUGGAUCAAUGCACCAUAUGGAUUAGAUAGUUAUUUAUGAUUAUAGUCAAUGCAACAACUAAAUGAUCACUCCACCUGCAGUCUGAAGUUUGCAAGAUUGGUUGCACAAUUGAUUCACUUAUGGACAUAUAUGAACAAAUGUUCAAUAUGAAGAAAAUACUUCUUGAUGAAUACUGGUGGGUUUACAUUCAUAUUAUUGGGUUCUAUAUCAAACAUCAUGUAGCACAUGCUUGUGCAUAAAUAUGUCAACCACUUUUUAAAGACAUUCCAGCUGCAUGUAGCAAGAUCAUUUUAGCAGCAUGGCAAGAAGUUAUCACUACUAAAAACCAAUGUACAAGUUGGUUUUAUUCAGGAACCUUAAAUUACAAUAAAUGAAUUUAUGUUAAUUUUAUGUGGUAAAUUGUUCCACCACCAUUUACAAAGAUGGAUUCUUCAAAGGAUAUUGACAACUAAUGUGGAGCAAGAAGUCUCCAUCGUUUUAAUGAGACAAGAAUCAAUUAUAUGACAUUUGUUGACAACCAUUGUUAUAACAAUGGUUUUGUAACACCUUAGGCAAAAUCUCACAUCGACAAAGCACGGGAGAGAUCCAUGGUUCAUAAGAGUAGGAAACCUGCCUUAACUGACAAGACGUGUUUUGGGGUGUAAUGGAGCGUUCUUGUGAGCACUCCGAAGUUAAACGUGCUCAGUGUGGAGCACAACAAGGAUGGGUGACCUUAUGGGAAGUCACCUUGAAUUGCACCCCAAGUCGAAAACCGUGAGGGUCGAGGCCCAAAGCGGACAGUAUCUUGUCAGGAAAAUGUUCAGGAUGUUACAAGUGGUAUCAGAGCCUGGUUUAUGUAACACCUUAGGCAAAUGUCACAUCGACAAAGCACGGGAGAGAUCCAUGGUUCAUAAGAGUAGGAAACCGGCUUUAACUGGCAUGACGCGUUUUGGGGUGUAAUGGAGGAGUUCUUGUGAGAACUCCGAAGUUAAACGUGCUCAGUGUGGAGCACAACAAGGAUGGGUGACCUUAUGGGAAGUUACCUUGAAUUGCAUCCCAAGUCGAAAACCGUGAGGGUCGAGGCCCAAAGCGGACAGUAUCUUGUCAGGAAAAGGUUCGGGAUGUUACAGGUUUCAUUCAAACCUUUAAACGUUGUACAAAAUGGUCACCAAAAAGUUUAAUUUGUAACAACAUGGUAAAAUUUUUUGAACUUGUAUGAAAUGGUCACUCUAUUUAAUUUGUGACUAUUUUGUUCCAAGUACAAACAUUUGUUACCGUAUCUAAGUGCAAAAAUUUAUGAUCGUUUAUGUUACUCACCCUAUAAAAGAUGCAUAAAUGAUAAGAAUGAGUAAAUUAUCCAUCAAAUGACUGAGCUUGUAGAACCGUAAAACAAGUUAUGAUAGCGGUUCGGUUCAUUAGUUGGACGGUUAACAAUGGACCAAAUGAUUAUUCACAGUUCAACAUAAAACCAAAUGAGCCACUACGGUUUAACUAGUCAACCAAUUCAAUAUUUUAACCACAAAUUAAAAAAAAAAUUAACGUCAACUAAGACCAUCAAACCAAAAUUAUUAAUUUUAUUUAUGCUUCCUCUUCUCAUUUUCCAACCUCGUUAUCGACUUUACAUGGUCCACUACCAACUGGGACCAUAAUUUUUAACUUGAAUUAAAAAAAAUUAUGAUUUCAUUUGUGAGACGGUUUGAAUGAUUUGUUUGAUAUUUUGAUGAUGAUAUGAAUUUGAAAUUUUUUUAUGGUCAAUGAUAACUUCAUUCUUAAAUUAGGGUGUCAUACAAGUCUUGUUUGUUAUAUAUCAUGAACGGUUCUAUCAAUGGUUAACCAACAGUUUUACAACGAUUAACCACCAAAUGUUAAACCACUAACUUUGUCUCAAUGGGAAAGGACUUUAUGAUGCUUCAGACGAGAUGUGAUAUCGUCCGAGAGGCUUUUGUCUUCGACUCGAGCUUUAGGUUAUUCAAUUCGAUCUAAUUUGUUGUGUAUUAAAAAUUAUUAAAUUUUCAAAAUAAAUUAUGAUUCUAUAAUAAUUUUUUGUGAUAAAAAUGAUGUCGACGAACAACUCCUUUGACGAGAGUUAAAGUUCAAACCUGACCACUAAUCCCCACUAAAACAUUAACAUAUUUAAACAAGUUGAAAAUAAAGGAUGGAGAGGUGGUAAACCUAUUUUUAUUCUAACCAGUCAUUGAUAUUCAAAAUGCUUAUGUUUUCUCUAAUAUUUAAGGUCAAUGCAUAGUUAAUUCAAUGAUGAGUUGCCAAAAUAAGACAAAGGAUGAUCGAGAGAAUUAAAACGAUCACAAACCAUUAAUUUGUAACGACUCGGUAACAAGAUUUUGCACUUAAUACAAAAUGAUCACAAAUUAAACAUCAGAGACCAUUUUAUUCAAUUUCAAACUUUUGCACAUAUGACUGACUGUUUCUUGCAAAUAUUUGAUUUUCAAUCCAAGGGAAAGUCUCGUUCUUUCAAGUUUUUUUUUUUCAAUUACUUUUGAAUACUCUUCUAGAGUUUCAAGUCAUGCAAUAUUUUAUUAUCUUUGAAUACUCUUCUAGAUUUCAAACAUAUUUAUACCUUCAGUCUCAACAUAAGAUCAUUGUUUAUAAAUGUGUCGACAACCCAAAGGAGGUAAAGAAUUUUUCAACACAUUAAUAUAAGAAAUUCGGUAUCUUCAACCAAUGAUUCUUUGUCAGAACACAUGAAACAAUCAUUGGAAGGUAUUUUAGGUAAAUGCAUCUGCCUGUCUCGAACGUAUUCUUCCAUUCUUGUAGGGAACUCAUUGAGACAAUCAUUUUGUCGAUGCUCUUUUGAUUUGAUUUAGGAGGUUUAAUGAGUUGAGCAAUGUUCCCUAGAACCUUAACAUAUUUUCUUCGAGCAAACUAACUCCUUUAGAGAGUUUCAUAUCAAUAUCAUCAUUAGGCAUGCUUAAUCAGUGCAUUGUAAUAACAUUCCUUAGACGCAUAUAUAAUUUUAUAUACAACCAAAAGUCAAAUCCACCAUAUGAAAGUAAGUCUUUUCAUAGUCAAUGCAAUCAUUCUGCGAAGACCUUUAUGACAAGCCAAACAAGAUAUCUCUUAAUUUCUCCUCCUUUGUCAUGUCUUCAUAAAACAUCAUAUGAGUUUUAUUGCAUUGCUACUGUAUAGCUCUUAUGAUUUCUUACUUUUGAUAGACCAUUAAUUACACAUGUUUUUACCCCUAUUAUUUUGCCGUUUGAGACAUUGAUUCUCGUGUUUUAAGCCGAUUUCACGCUAGGUUGUGCGUUUAUGUCAUAUUUCAGGGCUUAGCGUUGGCAUCGAGGCGGAGGAACGAGAUUCGGGUGAAAAGGAGCAAGUGAGGUUAGGAAUGUGCUGGAGAGCAAAAAUACCCGGCCAUGAUCAGAAAUACCCGGCCGGGUAUUAUUUGACGACGACCGGGGAUCUGACGCUUUGGGCGUCUUUGAGAAACAGAAGGGGGCCUGGGCAGGAGGCAAAAAUCCCCGGUCGGGGAUUCUUGGACAUGACCGGGGAUUUCGCCCUGUUACCAGACGGUGCGUUUUGCACAUACCCGGUCGCCACCCAAAAUACCCGACCGGUUAUUUGGGCUGGGGAUCGCGACAGACAGCUUCUUAAGGGAAAAGAAGGCUAAAAAUCAAGGGUUUCGAGUUUUAGGGAGACAGAGCGAUUCCUAGAGAGAGAAAGCGACGAACCAGAGUUCCCAAGUGCCCUAGCUUGAUCUUCAUCACCAUUGGAGCUCGGCUCACACUUGGAGAAGUGCCGAUUGACGACCAGGAGCAGAAACCCAUCCUUCACAGUAUGGAUUCCGCAUCUGAACUUGCUUUUGCUUCUCGCUCCAUGGAGUAACUCCCUCAUUCAUCUGGGUAUGGAGAACCCUAGAUUUGUAUGUUAGGUCUGAUUGUAUGAACCCAAGUACAGAUUCUAUGAUCUGAUUAUAUUCAAUUGAGGUUUGAUUUAUUGAAUGACAUGAAUCCUCAUCAAAUUCCUGUUGUUUCUGCUUUAACCUAGAAAGAGAAUAUCUGCCUAGGUUGAUAGAGCACACUUAAUUGAAGGUAGUGAAUUGGCGACUUUAGUCGAGGAGCCAAUUCACUAUUCUGUACCGAAUUUACUUCGGUAGUGGAGGUUUGGUUCGUUAGGGCCUCAAUCUGUUUACUCCGGUGGAGGUUAGUCGCCCUCUGGGGACUCAGAUUGAGAGGGUCUGGAGACCUUUAGACCAGACUUCAGACUGCUUAAGAACCUCCCGCAGUAUAACUAUCAUAAAAACUGAACUUGGUA
This is a messenger RNA of Linum trigynum, 8159 nucleotides long. The record is from the annotation of a GenBank genome assembly. Lineage: Eukaryota; Viridiplantae; Streptophyta; Magnoliopsida; Malpighiales; Linaceae.